GCUGUAUGUGUUCAGAAUCAGCGGAUAACGUUAUCAGUAGAUUAUUUUAAUUUUUUUAGAAUCAUUUAUCUUACCAUCUUUUCGUUCAGUAACAUCACACAGUUGUAUGUCUUUAAUCAGCAUUCUACGGUGAAUUAAGAAUUAAACAAAAUAAAUAUGAGUUUAGUAGGAAAACUUGCUGUGAUUUCGGGAGCUGGAAGUGGAAUAGGAAGGGCAACUUGUAACAUUUUCGUUCGUGAAGGUGCCACGAUAAUUGCUGUUGAUAGAAAUGGUGCAUCCGCUGCGGCAACGAUUAAAUCUUUAGAUAGUAAUUCCCACAUGUCUAUCGAAAUGGAUGUAUCGUCGUCAGACAGUGUUCAGACAGCUCUCAACGAAAUGAUAUCCAAAUACAAGAAACCUCCAUCGAUAGUAGUUAAUUCAGCUGGAAUAACGAAAGAUAAUUUCUUAUUGAAAAUGAGCGAGCAAGAUUUUGACGAUGUCAUCAGUGUUAAUCUGAAGGGUACGUUUUUGGUCAUGAAAAGUUUCGCCCAAGCGAUGAUUGAUCAUAAUGUUGGUGCAGGCUCAAUCGUUAAUUUAGCUAGUAUCGUUGGCAAGACAGGCAAUAUUGGUCAGUCGAACUAUGCUAGCAGUAAAGCGGGAGUGGAAAGCAUGACCCGAGUUGCAUCGAAAGAAUUUGGUAAAUUUAAUAUUCGAGUGAACGCGAUCCUGCCUGGAUUUAUAAAGUCUCCGAUGACCGAUAAAAUUCCAGACAACAUAAAAGAAAAGUUUGUUCAACUUACUGCCAUGAAACGAUUUGGGCAACCAGAAGAGGUCGCAGAAGUUAUUUCAUUCCUUGCUUCUGAUCGCAGUUCUUUUGUAAAUGGAACUUCGAUUGAAGUGACUGGUGGAUAAGACAGCUGUAAACUCUUAAGCACAGUGUGUCACAAAGCAAAAGUGCCAGCAUUUAUACUGUUCAAUAAAAUAUUUUUAUUUUUUCA
Molecule: messenger RNA, 977 nt
Organism: Bradysia coprophila
Lineage: Eukaryota; Metazoa; Arthropoda; Insecta; Diptera; Sciaridae
Product: (3R)-3-hydroxyacyl-CoA dehydrogenase-like
Biological process (GO): fatty acid biosynthetic process
Molecular function (GO): oxidoreductase activity, acting on the CH-OH group of donors, NAD or NADP as acceptor; quinone binding
Source: RefSeq, a predicted model, not a curated record